AUGAAGGGGUUUUUCGGCUCCAAAAGUUCGCGGGGCAAUGGGGCUUCGACCAUUCCUUCACCCGUCCCUGCUCCCGUCAAGAAGGACCCCCAGGCGCCGCAGAUAAGUCCGCUCGAGAAGAGGCUGAAGGACAUGGGCCCUAUACGGGUUGACGGCAGCGACAAGUUCUUUGGCAUGGAAAAUUACGGCAAUACGUGCUACUGUAACUCGAUCCUCCAAUGUCUCUAUUAUUCCGUUCCCUUCCGCGAGGCUGUCAUCAACUACCCGCAGCGAACUCCGGUCGAAACCCUCGAGGCUGCCCUUGCUCAAAACCUUCGAUUUCAGGACCCCAACGCGUUCUUGGAGGCGGAGGCCUUGGCGGCUAAACAGAAGGUGGUUGCCGCGUCUUCAUCCAGACAGGCCGGUGUGACCCCCAAUCAACCCCAGAAGCCCGAAGACAAAGAAUCGCCAGAAUACAAGAAAAAGGUCGCCCUGCAGACCCUUCCGAUCCUGGAGACCAAGAACAAUGCCUCCAGCUAUGGCAUGUCGGAAUCGCUCUUUACGUGCCUGAAGGACAUUUUCGAGUCAUUGGUCGGUAGCCAGUCUCGUAUCGGAGUGGUUCGUCCUCAACAAUUUCUGGAAGUCCUACGUCGGGAAAAUGAAAUGUUCCGGACAGCCAUGCACCAGGACGCACAUGAGUUCUUGAACCUGCUUCUCAACGAGGUGGUAUCUAAUGUUGAGGCAGAGGCCUUGAACCAGAGCGUCGGGAAGCCUCUCCCUCCACAGCCCUCCGAAAGCGCAGACUCACUUGCUCUGAAUGGAAGUACGGGCUCUAAGUCGCCGAAUACGACGAGAUGGGUUCACGAAUUGUUUGAAGGAACGCUGACCUCGGAGACCAAGUGUCUAACUUGCGAAAAGGUAUCGCAACGAGACGAGGUAUUUUUGGAUCUGUCGGUCGAUUUGGAACAACAUACUUCCGUGACCGCUUGUCUUCGGAAGUUCUCUGCUGAAGAGAUGCUUUGUGAAAGGAACAAGUUCCACUGCGAUAAUUGUGGAGGCCUUCAAGAGGCAGAAAAGCGCAUGAAGAUCAAGCGUUUGCCUCGCGUCCUCGCAUUGCAUCUCAAACGUUUCAAGUACACCGAAGAUCUCCAGCGACUCCAAAAAUUGUUUCACCGUGUGGUGUACCCUUACCAUCUUCGCCUUUUCAACACAACCGACGAUGCCGAAGAUCCGGACCGGCUCUACGAGCUUUAUGCCGUCGUUGUGCACAUUGGUGGCGGUCCAUACCAUGGCCAUUACGUGGCGAUUAUCAAGACUGAAGAUCGCGGUUGGUUGCUCUUCGAUGAUGAGCUGGUGGAACCGGUAGAUAAGAAUUAUGUCAAGAACUUCUUUGGUGACAAGCCAGGGUUAGCUUGUGCAUAUGUUCUCUUCUACCAGGAAACCACUCAGGAAGCCGUUAUGCGAGAGCAGGCCCAAGAAGACCAAGCUUCUGCUGCGGCUGCCACUGCGGCAUUCGCAGCAGCGGAUUCGGCGAAGGCAAAUGGCCAUGCACUUUCUCCUGGGCUGCAUCAUGUUCACAGUGCUAGCCAAGUUCCUUCUGAUGACCUCAAUCGUUUUCUACCCAUGAAUAAAUCACUGAGCGUUCCUUUGAUGCCUUCCCAUCCAGAGUCCCCUGAGCCCGAGGGGACGAGCCCACCAACAUCUCAACCACUAGCGCCGCCACUCCCACCCAUUCCGGACGAGGAACCGUCUAAACUCAGCCCGAAGAAGAGCGAUAUCCAAUCUCGCAAGGAAAAGGCUCGGGAGGAGAAGGAACGACGGCAGGCCGAGAAGGCUGCUGAGAAGGCCGCCGAGAAGGCCGCGAAGGAGGAACGAGAGCAACACGAACGGAACGAGCGUCAACGGCGAAAGGAACAAUAUCAAUCUCGCAUGGCUUUGGCCAGAAAGGAGGAAGAGGAGAUGCGGAAGGCUAUUGAAGCAAGCAAAGCCGACGCAUUUGAUAUUGGACCCGAAAAUGGAUCUCCUCGCAAGUCCACUUCCAGCCUCCCCGGGAUCUUCAAACGAGGGAGCCGCAGCCUAAGCCAAAAAUUGAGCAAAGAACCCCGAGUAUCUCUGUCCGCUAUGGAAGGGUCGCCCCAUCCACCACCCCAAGUCCCAGAACUCCCUUCUCACGAGACGGGAACUCCGAGGCCCCCGUUGCCUCGCAAAACAAGUGCAGAUAUCUCCAUCCCCAGGUCCUCCUCUCGAACCGCCUUACCUCUGGUCAAUGACCAAAAUCACCACCACACCUUCACCCACCACCAUACCUUCCACUCAAAAAACGACAGCCGCACAACCCUCAAUUCCCACGCCCCCAAUGAAAAACAUCCCACCGAGAAGCACGGCCAUACCAGACGGUGGCGGUCCCUCAGUCUCAAGAAGGCUUAA
This is a messenger RNA of Penicillium chermesinum, 2406 nucleotides long. RefSeq lists its product as uncharacterized. The transcript has 3 exons. Gene Ontology annotation, biological process: protein deubiquitination. The record is from RefSeq and is a predicted model, not a curated record. Gene Ontology annotation, molecular function: cysteine-type endopeptidase activity; cysteine-type deubiquitinase activity. Gene Ontology annotation, cellular component: nucleus; cytosol. Bases 1 to 2406 code for a protein of 801 amino acids. NCBI's taxonomy places the organism in Eukaryota, Fungi, Ascomycota, Eurotiomycetes, Eurotiales, Aspergillaceae.